Molecule: messenger RNA, 1069 nt
Organism: Trichoderma harzianum CBS 226.95
Lineage: Eukaryota; Fungi; Ascomycota; Sordariomycetes; Hypocreales; Hypocreaceae
Exons: 1
Coding region: 397-936 (179 amino acids)
Source: RefSeq, a predicted model, not a curated record
GGGUGAGCCAUGGUGAAUUGAACCGUAAUCUUCCCCCAAUACGCUUCCAACAAGCAAUACUCCUUGACUCCAUUUCCAACUGCCGCGCGUUGCCGCCUCACGAUCCUGGUAAAGCUUAUACUGUCGGCCGCAAGGGGUAGGAAGCAAUCCUACUCGCCUAAGGCCAUACCUGUACAUGAAACUAUCGAAGCCGUUAAGCCCAAAGGAGGCUUUCUAUUGUGGUGGGAAGCUACCGCCGGGGCGUCUCCCCUUCGGGAGAAGAUGGGACGGGGAUGCAUAUUCUAACCAGUACAAUGCUGGAUUCGGCAUACUUACAAUGUCCAUUGCCACUCUGUUCCGUCUACGGAAGUAGUAUACAAAUGCGAAUUGCCACUCUCUUCCCGUCUACGGAAGCAUAUGAAACGCAGAUCUGGCUACCUGAUGGUGAACCAGAUUCCGUGCCUGAGCAACAAAAACAGAACAAAACAAGGCAAAAGUCGAAGCAAAUCAGCGCAGGGAUCAAGGUUACAUAUUACAUACAUACAUUCGCAAACGCACACUGAUAAACGCAACUUGACUGCUGCCUUAUCCGAAACUGCAGAAUGGCUAAAAAAAAAAAAAAAAAAAAAAAAAAAUGAUUUUUCGACAACGUCCAUGGAUGCCCAUUGGGCUGCCACUGCCUUUGGCUCUUUGGCUCGGCAAACAACUCACACACACGCACACACAUACAUGGAGUGGCGUCCCAUUUCGACCAGGGUAUUCUCACCGAGUCGGUGGAUUGCCGACGCCCUACUGGCCCGGGCUUUGCCUUGGGCUUUGCCUUGGGCUUUUUGUUCUGGCCUCUUUGUCGCCUCAAGAGACCUGUCAGUUUGUGACUUGUUGCCCAGCUUGGGGUUGCACGGAGAUGAGUCUGGGCCACACCCGUUUUUUUUCUUGUUACGUGCUGCUGUAGUGUAAGAGCAGGUGGGUUGUACUGCUAAGAUGGUGGUAGUAAUGGUUACUCGUACUUCUCAGGUGAGGUACUAAAUGUGAGAGAGUGUGAAUGAAUUGUCAACGACAACGAGGUCUCAGACAAGGGGGCCAUGUGAGG